Messenger RNA from Pleuronectes platessa (European plaice), 3744 nucleotides. RefSeq names its product E3 SUMO-protein ligase ZBED1. Lineage: Eukaryota; Metazoa; Chordata; Actinopteri; Pleuronectiformes; Pleuronectidae. The coding region runs from base 152 to 706 and encodes 184 amino acids. The transcript has 2 exons. The record is from RefSeq and is a predicted model, not a curated record. Gene Ontology annotation, molecular function: protein dimerization activity.
GCAUGUAUUUACUGAUGCUCUUUCCGGGGAAAGCUAUGUGAGUGUUUCAUAUGUGAAACCAGUCCUUCAUCUCUUGAAUACAUCAGUUCUUGCAGAAAAGGAAGAUGACACCAAUUUAACCAAGACCAUUAAAGUGAAAAUCCUGGAUUACAUGAAUACAAAGUAUGAUGACCCAGCAACACAAGAACUUCUGGACACUGCAUCCUUCAUGGACCCCAGGUUCAAGGUCAGCUACAUCAGCAGCGAAAGAGUCCAAGACAUCAAGACCAGGGUGAUGUCAGAAAUGAAAGAAACAGCACGGAAGGAGGGAACACCUUCUGACAACACUGAGGCCCAAAGCAUGGAUCCACCCAGCAACAAGAAGGCAAAGCGAUCAUUGGGCAGUUUGCUCAAAACAAGUCCAGGCCCCACCACUCCCACCGCAUCUUCCAUGCAGCUGGAGCAAGCUCUUGAAGCUGAACUUAACAGCUACUUGCUGUCCCCCACCAUUGACAGUGAGGCAGACCCUUUGGCUUGGUGGAAACUCCACCAGGUCACCUACUCAAGGCUGAGCAAACUAGCUCGGAGGUAUCUUUGUAUAGCUGCCACUAGUUCACCCUCUGAGAGGCUAUUCAGCACAUCAGGGAAUGUGGUAACAUGUCAACGUGCAUGUUUGAAACCCAGCAAAGUCAACAUGCUGGUUUUCUUGGCCAAGAACUUGCCCUAAAGAAUAACUUGCCAUAAGGGUAGAUUUUUUUUUUCCUGAUUGUAUCUUGAUUUAGUUAUUUCAAUUUUCCCCCGCAUACUAUAGAUCUCUGCACCUUGUUAGGCGGAGUCGAGGGCCUUGAUGAUUGUAAUGGGAGACAUUAGUUAUUUUAAAUUGCCAUGCCCAUGUUUAAUUUAUAUUUAUUUAAUUAUUUAAGUUGUUUUCCCCCAGAUAUUUUUUUAUUUCAAGAGUUCAAUGGUUUUGUUCAGUUUAGAAGAAAAUAUUUUAAAUAGAGCAGGGGAAAUUAAACUUCGUUGGGUGUUCAUGUUGUGCACUUUGUUCAAUAAAAGUUAAAUAAAAUAAUUUAUUUCAUUUCUUUAUUCAGUGGGCAUAGGCUAUUCAAUGUUUGGGGUCUAUGUUAGCAGUGUACCUAUUAUAGCAGAAAGACAGGAACUGUAUAGCUAAUAUGCACACUUCAAUAUUUGUUUAUUUAUCGCAAGUCAUAUCUCAUCGCAAUAUUGAACAAUGGUAUCGCACAUCGCAGAUUUUCCUCAUAUCGUGCAGGCCUAGUGGACAGUGAAAAAUACAAAAGAAAUACUAUUGUGCAACAUGCUUUUGAAACCUGCCAUGUUUGUUCAAAAUGAAACACCACACUCCCUCUCACAACGUGAGCAUUUAAUACCUCACUACAAAUAAACACCUAACUAAUUCCAAAUACCUCAACCUCUUUUACUCUUUUUGUGUAAUAAUUCAGAACUGCGUAGGCUAGUCUACAUUUUAUGUAUUUAUUUAAAAUUUUAUUUAGACUUUUUAUAAUUUGUGUAUUUGUUAAUAGUUCUGACUGUGUGGCACGGACAAGAAUUCAAAUUAACCCGUACCGUCUUGUACCCUUACAAAUGGCAAUAAACAUCUAUCCAUCUAUUUGCUUUACAAAGGAAACAUCUUGCAGAGGUGCUGCGAUGGAUUUUAUUUGCUUGUUCUGGUUAAUUUUGACUAAUGUGAAAGUGUUAGGGUGGCACAGUAAUGCAGCUGUUAGCCCUUUUGCCUCACAGGAAGACAAUUUGAAUCCUGGUUUGGCCAGGGUCUUUCUGUGUGGAGUUCACAUUUUGUCCCUGUGUCUGUGUGGGGUUUCUCUAGCUUCAUCCUACGAUCCCAAAAAACCCUGCAGGUUGAAUCAUUAUGUUAGACCCUAAAUUUGACUGUAGGUGUGAAUGUGAGUAUGAAAGGUUGUUUGUCUCUGUUAGGUGUCCCCUGUAAUGGGAUUGGCUCCAGCUCCCCCCAUGACCUAACAAUAUAAAUUGUAAUCUCAAACAUGACAGGGAAAAGCCCGAAAUUUGCAAAUGCGAUGCUACCGAGUGUUUUGGGCAUUUUAUCUUGACAUCAUCAAAGUAGCUGCAUCAUUUUGACUAAUGAUUUGAAAGGAUAACAAAGGAAGGAAAGGAAACACUAAUCCUAAUUGGUUUUUCCCACAACAAAAUUAAAAUUUUAGUGAGUUGAGUUUAAUUCAGCAUGUGUUAUUCUGUGAUGAGCAGCUGCAGGAUGAAGAGAAAACCUACCGUCAUGUUCAUCAGGACCUUCUUAUUGGUGUGGUCGAAUUGAACUGUCACUGAGCGUAUCCCAUCAUCCACCACGACCACCAAGCGAGGGAAGAGGAAGAAGGCGACCAGCGAAGAUGCCAGGAGACAGAGCACGACUGACAAGACCACGUACAGCUUCCUACAACAAAGGAAAUAUAGUGAGAGAUUUAUCACCAGGAAAGAGAUAUACGUACUAUGUAAAGAAAAUGUGAAUAAAUCUGUGAAAUGUCAGGGUUUUCUGAAUUAACUGGACAUAGCAUGUGAUCUGAUCUUCAUCCAAGUCAAAAGCGAAGACAAUGCAUCUACAGUCCUUAAGAGCAGCAUCAUCCACGACAGAUUCUGACGAAUUCUGGACAUUUUCCGGACUUGGCCUUUCACAUAUCGGGAACACAGCAAGAGACUGUCCGAGUCAGAUGGGUUCACAACAACAAGAACAUUUCCUCAGACUUCAGGUGAGGGGGUGGCACCUGAGUGUAACAUGUAGGAUGGAGGACAUAAUGUGGGAAUUCUGCUGCGGAAAUCACAUGUUCUUGUUGACAGCAAAUCGACACCAGUGCCAGUCCUACUCGCCGAAAGCUCUUGAAUCUCAGUGUCAUCUUCAUCUCGUUGUGUCUUCUAGUUGUGUGUCACCUCUAUUUCAUUCAGAGAUAUUGGUAUUCCAUCAGUUUUUUUCAAUUCUUCAGUCGUGUGUUCAUUCAGGAGAAUAUCCAGGGCCUGUCUGAAAGCAGCAUAUGAUACUUGAAAAGACUUGGGAAUUAAUUGUCCCCUUGAUGAUGUUGAGCUGCAAAGACCCAAGGGAGAAGGAGACCCAGCCAAUACUGAUGCUCCCUUCAACCAACUUGACCGUUGGGAUGAUGUUUUCAUGUUGACAUGCCGCUUCCUCUUUAUAUCACACAGUACAUAUCGCUGCCUGUUCUACCCAAACAAUUCAGACUUAGUUUCAUGAGUCCAGAUAAUAUCCUGAUGAUGUUGUUGAGUGGCACAAUGCAAACUUUGGCAAACUUAGGGCAGCAGUUUCCUCUGUGGUGUUACGUCAUAGAUACCGUGCUCCCUGACAUGAUAAACAAAUUCCUUUAAGCCUUAAACUCGUACUCUUCUUUUUCACCUCAUAGUCUUAGCUAGCUGGGCUAUUCUUUCCUUUAUUAGCUCAUCCAAGGAGGUUAUGUUUUCAUGUGCGGCAGAAUCAUGCAAAAUGACUCACUACCUGACUGACAGACUGAUGACUAAACUCUUUGUGUCUCGAUUGGGUCUUCUGAGAUCUCUCUUUUAUGAGGUCCUGUUCACAUCAGCAGAUGACUCUAGAUAAGUUAACUACUGACCACAGUUAGUUAUUAGCUCAGGGGUUUACAUAUUGACCUCAACUCUUUGAAUGAUCAUGAAGCAGAUGCAUUAAAUGCUGAAAACAACAAUACAAUGCGUGUUGUUACUUUGAUUCGAUUAGAGAUUGUGUUAGUAACUCAGAUGAAGAUAUGACCACUUUUU